Raphanus sativus (radish) is the source of this 695-nucleotide messenger RNA. Its product is annotated as protein RALF-like 22. The record is from RefSeq and is a predicted model, not a curated record. The transcript has a single exon. Lineage: Eukaryota; Viridiplantae; Streptophyta; Magnoliopsida; Brassicales; Brassicaceae. The coding region runs from base 133 to 492 and encodes 119 amino acids.
CUUAACUUGUUGUCUUAAGCUGUGUACAGAAUCAAGUUUCAGACAGAGAGAGAGAGAAACAAAUUCACAAAGACGACUCAAGAAAUCUCAAAAGCCUCUGGUAUAGACAGAAGGUUUUGGUCAAAGAAGAAGAUGAACUCUCGCGCGAUCUACGCCGUCAUCGCGAUCCUCGCGCUCGUAAUCUCAGCCGUCAACGCCAGCGGCGGAGGCUUCGGAGACUCGCUUGAUUUCGUACGGAGCGGAUCUUCUUCGCUCUUCUCCGGAUGCGAAGGCUCCAUCGCUGAGUGUAUAGCGGAGGAAGAGGAGAUGGAGUUCGAUUCAGAGAUCAGCAGGCGCAUGUUAGCGCAGAAGAAGUACAUUAGCUACGGUGCAAUGAGGAAGAACAGUGUACCUUGCUCGCGACGUGGAGCUUCGUACUACAACUGCCAGCGUGGCGCUCAGGCCAAUCCUUACAGCCGUGGAUGCAGCACCAUUACCAGGUGCAGGCGUUGAAGAGGAAGAUGAUCAGUACAAUUCCUGUUUUGCCCUUGCGUGUUUGCCUUUUGUUUUUUUAUCUUUUUUAUUUCCGGGAUAUAUGGGUUUGAUUGACACAUUGAAAACUAUAGUCUAUGUUACGAAACAAAGAAAAAACAUAUCGUUAUUUUUAUUUUUGCUGGUUGUUCAUAUAAAUAAAAAUAAUAAUUCAAAGUUGGGUA